GUCUCUUUUCAGAUUUCAGUAGUGGCUGAGUCGCCGACCGUGUAACAUGUCUCUAGUGCAGGUAUGCAUAGUGUUUCUACUGGGUACAUACCACAUAGAGCAGACAGGGGCAAACCAUGGCAAAGAUGGUAACAACGUUGUCAAUUUACCAAGCAUACCAGCCGCUCCAACACCGCACCAUACAAUCAACAAACUUUUAAAGCUGAUGGAGAGUUGUGCAGUGAAGGAGGAGCAGCAACAGAGAUCCCUGCAGCUGAUGUCUCUGACGACGAAUGUCACUUGUAAUGAUGGCUCCCCUGCUGGGUACUACUUCAGAAGAUCAUCAAGUUCCAAGCAUUGGAUUAUAUUCCUCGAAGGUGGCUGGUACUGCUAUGACCAGAGAAGCUGUCACUUACGCUGGUUGCGCAUGCGUCAUUUGAUGUCAUCACAUCAGUGGCCCCACGUCAGACAUGUGGGUGGCAUACUAUCAUCAGAUCCCGAGGAGAAUCCCCAUUGGUGGAAUGCAAAUCAUGUUUUUGUACCAUACUGCACAAGUGACUCAUGGAGUGGCCAAUCACAUGUUAAGCCUGAUAGCAAAUUCUCGUUUCAAGGGGCUUUAAUUGUGGAUCAAGUUGUCAGGGACUUACUAAGUAUGGGACUUGAAAACGGAUCAUCACUGCUAUUGGCUGGAAGCAGUGCAGGAGGCACAGGAGUAAUGCUAAACCUGGAAUUUGUGCAACGUAUAGUCAAAGCGAGGCAGCCACACAUAUCCGUGUACGGCGUGUCGGACUCCGGCUGGUUCCUGGACCGCACGCCGUUCCUGGACCGCACGGACGUGUCGCACGUGCCGGACGUGCCAGCUGACGGUGUGAAACGUGGAUACGGCAUGUGGCGGGGACGCGUGCCGCAUAGUUGCAAGAAACACUACCCUAGUGAACCGUGGAGGUGUUACUUUGGGUACAGGCUGUAUCCUACUUUGACCGCACCACUAUUCGUGUUCCAAUGGCUGUUUGACGAGGCCCAGAUGACUGCAGACAAUGUUGGCACUCCUGUCACGAAGCAACAGUGGGACUAUAUACACAAAAUGGGGGACAGUCUCAGGCACACCUUCCGAAAUGUCAAAUCAGUAUUUGCUCCAUCCUGUAUAUCGCAUUCAGUCCUAACAAAACGGGAUUGGAGGUUACUUCAAAUAGACGAUGUGUCUCUGCCGCAAGCACUACAUUGCUGGGAGCAGCAUACACUCUAUGCUAUGCAGAAAGCAGUCAAUGAGAACUCAACGAGUAUGUUAUCAGACGCACCUCUGAGGCUACACAGGAAAGAGUCGAGAAAACAGCUGAAAUCCAAUCAUCACAACAGCACUAUACCCACAGAACAGAGGAAGAGGAGACGAAGGAAGAAUCGAAAUAGAAUAAGGGGCAAGAAACGAAGAGACAAAAAACGGAUCCGAGAGAGAGCGGAGAGAUCGCCAAAACUGAGAGAGCCGACAUGUGUGCACAGGUUCAUCGAGAGGUGCUCCUGGCCUCAGUGCAACCAUUCUUGUCCCAAGCUCCAUAAUCCAUUCACUGGAGAGGAAAUGGACUUCAUCGAACUGCUGAAAUCAUUCGGACUCGACAUGAUGAGUGUGGCGAAUGCCCUGGGAAUUGAUAUCCACACGCUCAACAAUAUGGAUCAUGAGGAGCUUCUCAAUUUGCUGACUCAGCAAGCUAACUGAUCGCAACCAGUUAGGUCCACAAAUAUCCUAAACCAAAGCAUACAACAACAAUUGUAAACAUAACAACAUAAAUAUGUUAUUUUAUAAACAAGAACAUAACUUUUGUACGGUAAUAAUUGUACCUAUUUUGGGACAAUUUCUAUCUAAAUUUGGGAAAGGAGCAGUUUUGGGCUUUAAGCCUAAUAUCCUCAACCAAAGCACAACAAAUAUUGUAAACAUAACUAUUUUAUGUUAUAAACAAGAAUAUAACUUUUGUAACGUAAUAAUUGUACCUAUUUUGGAACAAUUUCUAUCUAAAAUUUGGGAAAGGAGCAGUUUUGGGCUUCAAGCCUAAUAUCCUCAACCAAAGCACACAACAAUGUAAACAUAGUAACAUAAAUAUUUCAUGUUAUAAACAGCAACAUAAGUUUUGUAAUAAUUGUAAACCUAAUAAUUUUACCUAUUUUUGGACAAUUUCUAUGUAAAUUUGGGAAAGGAACAGUUGUGGGCUUUAAGCCUGCUGUUCCUCUCCAAUCAUUCAUAGUUGAGAAUUAUAUUGUAUCUAUCAAUAUUAUAAAUAAAUAAUUAAAUAAAUAAACUGAACGAUUAGUCGACAUGUAAGAGUAGG
This is a messenger RNA of Nilaparvata lugens (brown planthopper), 2297 nucleotides long. It is a transcript of the gene Notum, whose product is annotated as palmitoleoyl-protein carboxylesterase NOTUM. Gene Ontology annotation, molecular function: hydrolase activity. Lineage: Eukaryota; Metazoa; Arthropoda; Insecta; Hemiptera; Delphacidae. The record is from RefSeq and is a predicted model, not a curated record.